AUGGCGGAUAAGUGGGAAACGAAGCAAUCUGUUGAAAAACCUACGAAAUUACUAAAUGUGAAGGAUGAGCCUAUGGAUAUUGACUUACCCGAAGAAGAUGAUGUUCCGCCUGCGUUCGGCCCUGCUGCACUUGGACUGCACAGAGUGGGUACUCAAUUACCGCCAAAACCAACGCCAAGUGAACCAAUGCAAAAGCUAAAUGCUAGAGGGAUGCCUGCUCGCAUACGCAAAAAAAAUCGAUUCAUAUUUGUUGAUGAUUUUGUAAAUACUUCUCCUCCUAGACAGUCUCCUAAACGUAGCCCUAAAAUACUUAAAACUCCUUCUAAAAUAUCCAAUUUCAAAAAACAAAAAUCACCUUCUAAAUCUCCUGUAAAACCUCAAAAGUCCAUUGAAAAAAAUGAAGAAAAGGUAGAUAUUGCAUCUCCAGAUCCCAAAAGUGGACAAAGAAUUGGUAUGAGACUAAGAAAUCUUUUAAAACUACCUAAGGCACAUAAAUGGGUAUGUUUUGAGUACUUUUAUAGUAAUAUAGAUAAAGCUUUGUUCGAUGGAGAGAAUGACUUUAUGAUUUGUCUUAAAGAGUCUUUUCCUAAAUUAAAAUCAAGUAAAUUCUCUAAACUGCAAUGGGCAAAAAUAAAACGAAUGAUGGGUAAACCUCGUAGGUGCUCACAAGCCUUUUUUGAAGAGGAAAGAAGAGAAUUAGAGAGAAAAAGGAGAUUAAUACGAUAUAUUCAACAAAGGAAAACAUCAGACAUAUGUGUCAAAGAUUUACCUAAUGAGAUUCCCAUGCAGUUGGUUGUUGGAACAAAAGUAACAGCUCGCUUACGUAGACCACAAGAUGGACUAUUUACAGGUGUUAUUGAGGCUGUUGAUACAUCUAAUAAUACCUACAGAAUAACAUUUGAAAGGCCUAAAUUAGGAACACAUUCAGUCCCUGAUUAUGAAGUUCUAUCAAAUGAUAAUCCUGAUUCCAUACUUUUAUCCAGUAUAACACAAAAAUUUAGACCUCGUCCAUUGCAAGAUGCAUUAAACUCAUACCAAUUAUCAUUAACAAAGAAUAAUCAAGGAGACCCAAUGAUAGGGUGCAAUGAUAUUUUAAAUCAAAUUGAUAAUACAGUUGGUCCUUAUCCAUUUGGUUUUCUGGAAUUAAUUGUAAAAUUAACAAAGAUAUUGCAAAUAAAACGUAAUAAGAUCAAUAAAUUAAAGGAUUUAAAUAGUGAGGCUGAAAAACGAAAAUCUUUUGACCAAAAAACACCUGAGGACUUUGAAAGGAAAUAUGCUGCAAUUGUAAUUGAGCUUGAGCGAAUGAACAUGGACUUGCAAGGAUAUAUCAAUGAUAUUCAAGUGUAUUGCCAACAGAUAGCUCCAGGUCCAAGUCUAGCUGCUAUGUUAGCACCGUCUCACUUAAGAGAAAAAUGCCGUGAAGAAGCUUCUGAACUAGUACAGAAUCACAAUAAUGGUGCAGUAAAAGAUAGAAAUACAGUAGACCUAAUUACCGACUUAACAGCCCUAAUGUUACAAGUUAAAAGCCUUUCAAAUUCAGAUCAAAAUGCUUAUGAACUAAGUGUUUUGCAAGGAACAAUGGAACAGAUAAAAUUGAAAUUACCACUAAAAUAUCAAAAAAUAUUUCAAACUAGUGUUGAACCUCACAUGCAAAGAAUUCAAAUGGGCUUAGGUCAAAUAUCAACAAAUAGCUUGAUUGUAUCAUAA
Molecule: messenger RNA, 1707 nt
Organism: Pieris macdunnoughi
Lineage: Eukaryota; Metazoa; Arthropoda; Insecta; Lepidoptera; Pieridae
Source: the annotation of a GenBank genome assembly